UUGCAGUCGACUCUCGCGUUGUGUAGAAGCGAGAGAACUUGAAAUAUAUGUGUAUAUAAUAUACACAUCCCGAUGUUCAACUUUGUUUUCAUCGACAGGAAUACGACGCUGAAGGAUUAAAUACCGAAUUGGCGUGUUGUGGUCGGCCACUUUGAACCAUAACAAUGUGGACAGACGACCUGAAGGCUCCCACCAACGAGCAUUCAUUUCAAGGAUGGACCAAGGUGAAGUAAAGAUAACAUUCAGAAGAGAUGACCAUUCAGGCAAACUGUUCUACACUGAAUUCCCAGAGGGGGGAGAUUCCUUGAAAGUGGCCCCUCAAAGUGCCAUCAAUUCUACCGCCUCUGUUCUUCACCCAUCUAGCCAGUUAAUGCAGCCUGGAAAGUCUAACGGCCUCAAUAGUAUCUCUGCUCCAGUGGAAGUGAUAUCCUCUUCCCUCACUGCAAACAUUGGCUCCUUGCAAGAAGAUCCCCAGCAACGGGGCCUGACCAAAGAGCAGAGACCAUCCAGUCGCCAAAACCUUGGCGUGAACUUAUUGAAUCUGGGGGGAAAAAUAUCACAGUUAACCCCGUCUUCCAUGGAUUCCCUAAUUGGGGGAUCCGAUCCGAACUUUUUCACCAUGAAAACGGAGGAUUUCUCUCUGGAUAGAGUAGGCCAUGAUCUAAUUGACUUGGAUCAUGCAUUUGAACACAUCGGGAAAGACAUCGACAUGAGCCAGAAAUUAUUUGGCGAUAACACUCUGGAUCUGCUCGGUGACUUUGAGCUCACAGGCUCCCCUUCAGAUUUUUAUGCUGGGGAUGACGCCUUCUUGUCCACUCUGGCAGACGACGCUUUAUUUGUGGAUGCCGGUUCAGACGCCAGGGUAAUCAAGCCUGCUAUCGCAGAGGUCGCUAAUGGCAGCGGCUCACUCGCUCUCAAUGGUAACAACUGUGUGGCCAGUCCUGAUCAGUCCGGCUCAUGCAUAUCCUCACCUGCCACCCUGACUCCUACAGCCGCUUUGGUGAAGAAAGAAAAAGAUGCCGACUUUAUUCAGCUAUGCACCCAAGGUGUGAUCAAACAAGAGAAGAUGGCUGCCGGCAAGACCUACUGCCAAAUAAGCAGCAGCACAUCCACAGACCUGCCCAUCUCUAGCCCCAUAGCCAUCUGUGGGGUGAGCACCUCGGGAGGUCAGAGCUUCCACUUUGGACUCGGUACACAGCAGCAGAAGGAUCAGAAGUCGGUGACGUGCCAGUAUCUUCCUAUCAGCGCAACCUGGACCAGAGCUCAGACUCCUGGGCAAGUGUCAAGCUUGCAUCAGCCCUCUGAUGCUUUCUCAAGCACUCCAGGCUUCCUUACCAACUUGGCCAGCUCAACGUCCCGACAGGAAGGGGCCACGGUGCCGUCGUCGACCCAGGGAAAGAGCGGGACUCACAAAAUCUGCUUGGUGUGCUCCGACGAGGCCUCUGGUUGCCACUAUGGUGUGCUCACUUGUGGCAGUUGCAAGGUGUUUUUCAAAAGGGCAGUGGAAGGGCAACAUAAUUAUUUAUGUGCUGGAAGGAACGACUGCAUCAUAGACAAGAUCAGGAGAAAGAACUGCCCAGCUUGCCGCUUCCGCAAGUGUCUGAUGGCAGGCAUGAAUCUGGAAGCACGUAAGACCAAGAAGUUGAAUCGGUUAAAAGGCGGUCAGACAAGCAACCCACCCGAGGUGCAACUUCCCCCGCCGACCGAGGCCCGCGCACUUGUGCCCAAGUGCAUGCCUCAGCUGGCCCCCACAAUGCUGUCCCUUUUGACGGCUAUCGAACCCGACAUCCUCUAUGCGGGCUACGAUAGCACCCUGCCUGACACCCUCGCCCGCUUCCUGACCUCUUUGAACAGACUGGGUGGACGACAGCUUAUUUCUGCUGUCAAGUGGGCCAAGGCUUUGCCAGGUUUCAGGAACCUUCACCUGGACGACCAGAUGACUCUGCUCCAAUGCUCCUGGCUCUUCCUCAUGUCGUUCAGCCUGGGUUGGAGGUCUUACCAGCAGUGUAACGGCGACAUCCUCUGUUUUGCCCCGGACCUCAUCAUGAAUGAGGAGCGAAUGAAGCUGCCAUACAUGGCCGAACAGUGUGCACAGAUGAUGAGGAUUAGCAGCGAGUUUGUCCGGCUGCAGGUUUCUUUCGACGAAUAUCUGUGCAUGAAAGUCCUGCUGCUGCUCAGCACAGUGCCAAAAGACGGUCUGAAGAGUCAGGCAGCUUUCGAGGAGAUCCGGAUGUCUUACAUCAAGGAGCUGGGGAAAGCGAUAGUGAAACGAGAGGAGAAUUCCAGCCAGAACUGGCAGCGUUUCUACCAGCUCACUAAGCUGCUGGACUCCAUGCAUGAGAUGGUUGGCAGUCUUCUCAACUUUUGUUUCUACACAUUUGUGAAUAAAUCCCUGAGUGUGGAGUUCCCCGAGAUGCUGGCAGAGAUCAUCAGCUACCAGCUGCCCAAAGUCAAGGCCGGGAGCGUCAAAGCCCUCCUCUUCCAUCAGAAAUGACUGCUUCCGCCAAACGGACACAAUGCCUUAAAUACCCCAACCCACUCCCCCACCUCUGUCAAGGACAUGAGUACGUCUUCGGGAGCGAGGAGGUUUUUACAAUUUUAACAAAUAGCAUCACGUCGUCUCAGGUGACUUCCUUCAAAUACACGUCUAUAAUGGAACUCCUAACAGAUCUUUUCUACACAUUAUCAUUUUACAGGUUGUAGUCGCCUUGAAGCAAACUAAAGUACAUCAAUAUUCAAACGCUUUAGUUCGCUGUGGCUAAAUAUAGAAAUUUUACUGUCCUUUGCGUGCUUCGAUGUUUCUAACAAUUUCCUAGGAUUGUUGGCCAUUUAAACAGACCUCUUCCAGGUUUACACGCGCAGAUUAUAAAAGGGAAAAAAAAACAUGUGCCUUUUUUUUGUUUGCGUCAGAUAUCUCAGCCGUCUCUUCCCACCUGCCGGGGGCGUGCCUCUCCUCAGCCCGUCGCCGCCUUACCCUGAUUGUACUUUCACCACACAUGCAGUGGCAACGCUUCCUUAUUAAGUAGCUGUGUUUUCCUCGCUCCUUGAAGUGCGCGCGCGUGUGAAAAUUCACAGCCUGCUCUUCGCCCCUUUCCCCCACCUGGUUAUUGAGGUGGGAUUUAGGCACUUUGUACCCCGCUAAAGGCUUUAACUGUGAAGAAUGCAAGGUUUUAGUCCACCUGAUCUCAAUCGAUACUAACUUUCCCCUACCCCCUCCAUCCUUCUGAACGAAUCAAUUUACCGAAUGUGAUUUGCGUCGACCAAUCAGACAGGAAUAUUUUUGUGUAGUAUUUUCGUGUAGUAAUGAGUGCGUAAACGAGGCACCUAAUGUAGCGGUGAUUGUUGUGUUGCGUCACUUUUGUGGAGCCCCCAAUUUCACCCACUGUUUUACUAACUGCUCCUUUAAAAGACGGUUACCGUAUUUCCUCAUCUAGAUGUACUCAACUGCAGAAAGCACUGGGUAUCUAUUACGGGUUUUGAAAUAUUUUUUGCCCCACCUUUAUUGUUUUUUUAAUCCAUAUCAGAUUUUCCCUUCAUUAAUGUAAUACUGUAUAUCAGAGGUGGGAAUCUCUCAGCACCUCCCGAUUCGAUCCAUUUCUUGGGAGGAUGAUUACCGUAUUUUUCGGAGUAUAAGUCG
Messenger RNA from Nerophis lumbriciformis (worm pipefish), 3637 nucleotides. It is a transcript of the gene nr3c1, whose product is annotated as nuclear receptor subfamily 3, group C, member 1 (glucocorticoid receptor). The record is from RefSeq and is a predicted model, not a curated record. Gene Ontology annotation, molecular function: zinc ion binding; nuclear glucocorticoid receptor activity; steroid binding. Gene Ontology annotation, cellular component: nucleus. Gene Ontology annotation, biological process: nuclear receptor-mediated glucocorticoid signaling pathway; regulation of DNA-templated transcription. Lineage: Eukaryota; Metazoa; Chordata; Actinopteri; Syngnathiformes; Syngnathidae.